Orbilia oligospora ATCC 24927 is the source of this 501-nucleotide messenger RNA. RefSeq lists its product as uncharacterized. The transcript is spliced from 2 exons. The record is from RefSeq and is a predicted model, not a curated record. Bases 1 to 501 code for a protein of 166 amino acids. Lineage: Eukaryota; Fungi; Ascomycota; Orbiliomycetes; Orbiliales; Orbiliaceae.
AUGGAUCCACAUCUCGCUCAGGUCCUCAAGGCCCUUCAGGAGACUACUUCGGGCUCACAGCCUCAAAAUCAUCAACUCUCCCAGCAGUCCUACGAUCCACGUCGGAUCUAUCAGCCUGACAUCCCACUGCCUCAGCCAGUACAGGCCCCUCAAGCAUAUAUUCAACAUGCUUCUCCUCCUCUUCCAGCUUCUGAACGUGUAGACCCGCGUACUAUUACUCAAUGGCCGGCAGCUUUGAAGUAUAUAACCACAGUCAUAACAACAAAUCCAGCUGCUAUGGAAAGGCUGAAAAAAACCCCAGAAACAAAACUCCAAGAACUCCAAACAUACGACGAAAAGGUCUACCGCGCAUCAGUCCAAAUGUAUGGAUCCAUGGCUGAAGACCUCAAGUCUCUCGGAAUCCCAUUCUUUGUUAUCACGGAAGAAGAGUUUCCAGGUGAUAAAGAUUCAUUCUUAGAAGCUAGGAAGAAAGUUAUCGAGUUGAUUGACGAUUUAACAUAA